AUGGCAAACGGCCCAAAGACUUACCUCGCGGUCGAUUUAGCGUACGCAACGUCUACGUUCUAUGUGGACACGCCAUCAACCUCCCCGAGGAAGAGGUACCCUUCGUCUCUUCGAGUCUUCCGCUCGCCUUCUAACUUUGACGGUGGCAUGGCAGGUCCCGUGCGAGAAUUCUCGUUGCAAAUUUAG
Marasmius oreades (fairy-ring Marasmius) is the source of this 186-nucleotide messenger RNA. RefSeq lists its product as uncharacterized. The coding region runs from base 1 to 186 and encodes 61 amino acids. The transcript has 2 exons. The record is from RefSeq and is a predicted model, not a curated record. NCBI's taxonomy places the organism in Eukaryota, Fungi, Basidiomycota, Agaricomycetes, Agaricales, Marasmiaceae.